GGGACUGUCCUGGCCAUUCCGGGACGGUUGGCGACUAUGCUUCACUUCUGUCUCUGAUAGUUAAGUCAAAACAACUGCAAGUUCUCCCUAGGCUCUAAACUGCAAGAUGAGACUGCUACUGUUGGUUCUCUGUCUUCUCUACUGUUGUCUGGUGGAGGUCCACUCCCAGACAAUAGUCAUCAGGAGAAGUCACAAU
Geodia barretti is the source of this 196-nucleotide messenger RNA. The record is from the annotation of a GenBank genome assembly. Lineage: Eukaryota; Metazoa; Porifera; Demospongiae; Tetractinellida; Geodiidae.